CGGGGGCGGGCGGCUGCAGCGCCCCCGCACGCCCCGCGCCUCGCACAUUCGCCCCGGCCGCUCGCGCGCAGCCCGGCGUCGCCCCGCGCCGCGCUCGCUCCUCCCUCCUUCCCGGGGCUCGGUGGCUCCCGCGCUCCCGGCGAGGCUCCGGCGCCAAGCGCGCGGACGGGCGCACGACAGACGGCCUCGGGAAGCCUCGGCCCGCGCCUCCAGGGCGGGCUAUGUGGAUUGCCCCGCCAAGGCCGGCCCGCGGGAUCAGCCCGGCCCGGCCCGCGGCCCCGGCGGCCAGCGGGGACUAUGAACCGGAAAGCGCGGCGCUGCCUGGGCCACUUCUUUCUCAGCCUGGGCAUGGUCUACCUCCGGAUCGGCGGCUUCUCCUCGGUGGUAGCUCUGGGCGCAAGCAUCAUCUGUAACAAGAUCCCAGGCCUGGCCCCCAGACAGCGGGCGAUCUGCCAGAGCCGGCCCGACGCCAUCAUCGUCAUAGGAGAAGGCUCGCAAAUGGGCCUGGACGAGUGUCAGUUUCAAUUCCGCAACGGCCGCUGGAACUGCUCGGCACUGGGGGAGCGCACCGUCUUCGGCAAGGAGCUCAAAGUGGGGAGCCGGGAGGCUGCCUUCACCUACGCCAUCAUCGCCGCGGGCGUGGCCCAUGCCAUCACAGCAGCCUGCACCCAGGGCAACCUGAGCGACUGCGGCUGCGACAAGGAGAAGCAGGGCCAGUACCACCGGGACGAGGGCUGGAAGUGGGGUGGCUGCUCUGCCGACAUCCGCUAUGGCAUCGGCUUCGCCAAGGUCUUUGUGGACGCCCGGGAGAUCAAGCAGAACGCCCGGACUCUCAUGAACUUACACAAUAACGAGGCAGGCCGGAAGAUCCUGGAGGAGAACAUGAAGCUGGAGUGCAAGUGCCACGGCGUGUCGGGCUCCUGCACCACCAAGACCUGCUGGACCACGCUGCCGCAGUUCCGCGAGCUGGGCUACGUGCUCAAGGACAAGUACAACGAGGCAGUCCACGUGGAGCCGGUGCGCGCCAGCCGCAACAAGCGGCCCACCUUCCUCAAGAUCAAGAAGCCGCUGUCCUACCGCAAGCCCAUGGACACCGACCUGGUGUACAUCGAGAAGUCGCCCAACUACUGCGAGGAGGACCCGGCGACGGGCAGCGUGGGCACGCAGGGCCGCGCCUGCAACAAGACGGCGCCCCAGGCCAGCGGCUGCGACCUCAUGUGCUGCGGCCGCGGCUACAACACCCACCAGUACGCCCGCGCGUGGCAGUGCAGCUGCAGGUUCCACUGGUGCUGCUACGUCAAGUGCAACACUUGCAGCGAGCGCACCGAGGUCUACACGUGCAAGUGAGC
This is a messenger RNA of Capra hircus (goat), 1349 nucleotides long. It is a transcript of the gene WNT7A, whose product is annotated as Wnt family member 7A. Gene Ontology annotation, cellular component: extracellular region. Gene Ontology annotation, molecular function: cytokine activity; frizzled binding. The transcript has 4 exons. The coding region runs from base 298 to 1347 and encodes 349 amino acids. The record is from RefSeq and is a predicted model, not a curated record. Lineage: Eukaryota; Metazoa; Chordata; Mammalia; Artiodactyla; Bovidae. Gene Ontology annotation, biological process: positive regulation of JNK cascade; neuron differentiation; multicellular organism development.